AUGAUCCUGUUGUGGGUUACACUGCUUCUCCUUCACCAGGGAUAUAUGCUGACUCCAGUGACCACAGUUCAUCUUGGUGAACGUGCCACCUUCACAUGCGUUUUCUCUAAUAAAGAGUUGAGCAGCAAAAAACUUCACUGGUACAAGCAGAGUGCCGGGGAAACUCUGAAACCUAUUGUGACACUGUGGAAAUCUACACAACCUCAGUAUGGACCAGAUGUUUCUGAAUCACGAUUGGAGGUACAUUAUGAGAAGAAUGUUAGCAACCUGACCAUUCUGAGGACAACCAAAGAAGAUGAGGGAAUGUAUCACUGUGCUGUAAUGGAGUGGAAUGAUAAUCAGUGGAGUGGGACAUAUUUGUUAGUAAAAGGAAACACUCAGAGGACAUCAAACUAUACUGUUGUUCAGCAGCCAACAGUAUCUGAUCCAGUCCAUCCAGGAGACUCUGUGACUCUCCAGUGUUCAAUCCUCUCCGACUCUGGGAACAAGAUGUGUCCAGGAGAUGACAGUGUGUUCUGGUUCAGAGCCGGAUCAGAUAAAGCUCAUCCAGACAUCAUCUACACUGAUGGAAGAAGACAUAAUGAAUGUGACAAGAGAUCUGACACUCAGAAGAGUUGUGUUUAUCGCUUCUCUAAAAACGUCAGCUCCUCUAAUUCUGGGACUUACUACUGUGCUGUGGCCACAUGUGGGGAGAUAUUAUUUGGAAAUGGAACUAAAGUAGAAAUUGUGCAAAGAACACAUUCCGAAUUUGCUGCAAUGGGGAUGUUAAUAGUCUGCUUGGUCAUUUCUGUUGUUGGAAAUGUUGUCCUCAUCUGUAACCGAAAAGUACAUGAACAAUAUAAAGGAACUGAAAGUGCUAAUUUAGAAGAACGACAUGACAACUUGCGCCAACCAGUACAUGAUACAACUGGAGAUGACGACAGAUUGAACUACGCUGCGCUGAAUUUCUCCGGGAAAAAAACGAGAGGAAGAAACAAGAGAGAGUUGGCUGAGGACAGUGUGUACUCUCAAGUUAAAUGCUGAUACUGUUUAUAAUUUUGAGCAUUG
Molecule: messenger RNA, 1047 nt
Organism: Perca flavescens (yellow perch)
Lineage: Eukaryota; Metazoa; Chordata; Actinopteri; Perciformes; Percidae
Exons: 6
Coding region: 1-1023 (340 amino acids)
Biological process (GO): response to bacterium
Source: RefSeq, a predicted model, not a curated record